CUCCCAAAAGCCAAUGGAGAGAGGGUGUAUGCCCGCGAUGUGUAAACCUCCCGUAUACGAGGCGCUCAGUCCGUCUCGAGCGGCUCAGCACGGCGCAGUGUAGCGUUAUAACGCACGUGAUCUUCGAGCGCGCGCAGAGAAAGUCAAGCAAAGAGGAACAAUACAAUAAACAGCAGUGUUCAGGGUUACAUCAGGAUCAUUACACAUCGGGUUCAGGAUGAAGAAGAGCCAUCUGGUCAAAAGGGGUGUUCAAGAUGCAAUGCCGCUGUCCUCACAGCCAGACAAAGUGGGCUGGAUACGCAGGUUCUGUGGUAAAGGCAUUUUCAGAGAAAUCUGGAGAAAUCGCUUUGUUAUGCUCAAAGGUGACCAGCUAUAUAUUUUCGAAAAAGAGAUGAAGAACGAUGGUAAGACGCACGAAGUGUUUGACCUGGCUGAAUACGAGAGAUCGGAGGAGGUGCGUAAAGCCAAAAGUCACAGCAAAAAGAACCACAGCAAGUUCACUCUGUUGCGCCGCCGGCAGCCUGGGGCCCGCACUCCCAAUCUUGUGUUCUUGGCUGUUAGUCCAGAGGAAAAGGAGUCUUGGAUCAAUGUUCUGAACACAGCCAUUAUAAGAGCCAAGAACCGCAUACUGGAUGAGGUUACGAUUGAGGAGGACAGCCUCUUGUCUCAUCCAACACGUGAUCGUGCCAAGAUCCCACUCGGGCGCCGCUUGCCCACACGGGGUCAUCUUAUGGCUGUGGCCUCGACCUCUUCAGAUGGUAUGCUGACUCUUGACCUUGUACACGAGGAGGAAGCUGGCAUGCUGGAACAUGAUCAUGCUGUGUGGGUAAAGGACCAUCGGGGAAAUCUCGACUUGUUGGCCCCCGCACGAAGGCGUGCUGGCACCGAUGUCUCCAGACCCCGAGAGACCCCGGUGGAGGGCAGGGUGAAGACCAGCAGCCUGCCCCGUGAGAGUGAACUUUCUUGGAGCCACCAGAGCCAGACUCAAUCCCCUCAGCAAAGGAAGAAUCCUGUACCGCUGGGAAGAACUCACUGCGACUCACUGGAUAACACCAUGAGUCUCACAAGUCAACUUCAAGACAUAAUAAACCAGCGGCUGCAGAGGACACAGGAGCUAUUGGCGGAGAUCCAGGGACAGGAAUCCCAACGAGGACGAAUGGGUUGCUACCCCCAGCUGAGGGGUAUAGAUUCCCCAUGGCUGUGCCAUUUAAAGGGAGCAGAUUCCCCCCGGUCUAAGAGUUCCAGCUCAUCUCAUGGGAAAAGCACUGACUCCCUCUCACGAAUUCAGACCAGUGAUUCGCCAAGCUCCAAGACAAAGGAAUCACCUUCUGUCAAAGGGAAGGAUUCCCCUCAUUCGAAAUCCUCAAGGUCACCUCACUACAUGGACCAGUUCCGUUCAAGGAGUGUUGAUUCACCGGAUUCAAAGGCUUCCCCCUCACCCACCAUGAAAUGCAUCGAUCUGACCCACAUAAAGGGUUCAGACUCACCCGUUUCCGCUGGCAACAGUUCACCCUGUUCGAAGACCAUUGACUCCCCCAGGUUGUGUCUUUUGAGUUCGCCCUAUUUUAAAAGAAUAAAGAACACGGACACAUAUAACGAGUUGCUGGACUGGGAGAGCAGGAAGGCAGCGACUGAACGGUUGCUACUGGAAGCAAUCUCCUCGUGGGAGGAAGCAAGGGAGGUUCUGGCAGAGGUGAAAGAGCUCCAGGCAAGACAGAAGCAAGCAGAGCAGAACAAAGCACUGGAUCCUUCAACACUUGCACAGGACAGCAAGCAGGGAACCACCUGACCAAGACCUAGUCACAAUGAUGUAAACUAGUACAGCAAUUCUAAAUAAAUGAGAUGAGAUAGCACAAUAAAUUCAUCAAUUGCACUGAAAGCGUAAUGUGUACCUGCACUAAAUUCUUGUAGCACAAUGUUGAUAUUUUUAAUCUUCUCAAUAUUUCCUGCAACACCUCAGGCCCUUGUCUUUGCACUGGAAGUUUUUACUGUAAAUUUGACUGUAAGUUGUACCCUUGGCUUUGAAUAAUGUAAAGAUUCGUUUCUACUACGAGUAUCCCUGUUUUAUCGUUUACAGUUGGAAGUCAAUGUUUAAUCCAUUUUUAAUUCGCCCGUUUUAGAUACAAUGUGAAUAUGAUGCAACGUCGAUAAAUAUGUGUGGUCAUGUUGUCUAACAUGCCCACUUACACAACUUUUGUCGCAUAAUCUUUCUAUUAAAUGACAGAAUUUUACCAUAUACUGUACUUCAACAAUAAAAUGCCAGUUUGUCUCAAAGAAUCGCUGCUUUGUAAUCAGUGUAUUUGUUGUCGUGUUAAUUUUUAAAGUUUGGCAAAAACCACCACAUCAGCUGAUCAUGAUUAAUUUCACCGCCGCUUCUUUAUCAGUGUU
Molecule: messenger RNA, 2388 nt
Organism: Clarias gariepinus (North African catfish)
Lineage: Eukaryota; Metazoa; Chordata; Actinopteri; Siluriformes; Clariidae
Gene: plekho1a
Product: pleckstrin homology domain containing, family O member 1a
Exons: 6
Coding region: 218-1789 (523 amino acids)
Biological process (GO): regulation of myoblast fusion
Cellular component (GO): muscle cell projection membrane; ruffle membrane
Source: RefSeq, a predicted model, not a curated record